AACGUAUAGCAGUUGGAAUUGGCCACUAUAUAAAGCGGAGCUGAAUCCACUUGAAAUCAUCCAGUUGUCUUUUCAACAACAGUCCUCACUACUAACAAGAAAAUGAAGGUUAUCAUCGCUUUAGCUGCUUUGGCCGUUGUUGCCGUUACUGCCCAAUACCCCUCUUAUCCUUCAUAUCCUGCACCGGCUUAUCCUAAACCCUCCUACCCCAAGCCUUCUUACGACUAUGCUCCCAUUCCGUACAACUUUGCCUACGCUGUCAAAGAUGACUACACCUACAACGACUUUGGUCAUCAAGAGACCAGCGAUGGUUACGCCAAGACCGGAAGCUAUUACGUCCUCUUGCCCGAUGGUCGCAUGCAGACUGUCAACUACAAGGCCGACGAGAACGGAUACGUCGCCGAUGUUUCGUACAAGGGUGAAGCCCAAUACCCAGAGUACAAGCCGGCUUACUCCAAGCCCGCCUAUCCCAGCUACAAACCGGCCUACCCCGGGCCGGCCUACCCUAAACCUGCGUACAAGCCCAAGUACAACUAGACAGUUGCAGCAGAGAAACUUGCAAAAGAGCAGCAGCUCGUAAUGCCCGAGAUUAUUUUAUGAAUAUAUAGCAGCUAUACAGUACGAAAAUAACAACUCAUUUGAAUAACAAACGUGAUACAACGAAAAUUCAAUACAAGAAUUAAACAUUUAAA
Daphnia pulicaria is the source of this 692-nucleotide messenger RNA. Its product is annotated as cuticle protein 7-like. Bases 103 to 537 code for a protein of 144 amino acids. The record is from RefSeq and is a predicted model, not a curated record. Gene Ontology annotation, cellular component: extracellular matrix. The transcript has 3 exons. Lineage: Eukaryota; Metazoa; Arthropoda; Branchiopoda; Diplostraca; Daphniidae.